CAGGCCUCUCCAAAUUGGGAAAGCCUGCGACGCGUGAUACGGAAAGGCGGUAGCCGGGGUUGGCUGAUUAUCUGGUUUCUUGUUCUUGGGAUUUACAUCCUUCAUUUGCGAUUGAUCCAAAAUGAGUGACGAUACAAAGAAAAGAAAGAAGAGGAACAGAAAUAAGAACAAGAAAAAAGGCAACAAUGCUGGCCCGCUAUCUGUGAACACAUUAGAAUUCAAAGUGGAUGUUGCUACUCCAGAAGAUGAAAAUGAGAAUAAAGAUGUAGCCACCUUGGUUGACAAACUUACAGAUGAUCAACUCUGUGAUAAUGAAAAAUUGGAAACUGCUACUGGGGAAGAGCCAAGUCACGAUACUGGGGAAAAAGAAGAUAAGAACAUAGAUCCAGGAAAGGAAGAAAAAGCGGUAUAUGAAGAACAAAUUUUGGAGCAUGAAUCAAAUGAAGAGCUCAGAGAAACUGAUGUUCAUGUAGAACACCCUGAAGUUCACACUCAUUCAGUCAUUACAACAACUACAACUACGUAUGAAAUGGGGGAAUCUCCAGGUGAUGAAAAUGUGGUUGUUGAUGUUGAUACUUCCACCAUACAAGUUGAAGAUGCUGUUGCAGAAACUAUUUCUGAAUUUUUGGACAAUGGUAAAGUACAUGGCGAUCAGCUGGCACCUGGAACACCAGUCCACAGUUUACUAUCACAGAAUGACGGAAACGUCAUAGUUGAUGUGCAGACGUCGCCAUGGAAAGUUGACACUGACAUCCAAGAGAUCGUGGAACAUAACAAACGAGUGAGAAUGACCAAGGUUACAAAAUCACGGAGAGUAAUUAUCACCAAGACGGAGACUGGGGAAGAAAUCGAGACCGUUGUUGAGGAAGAAGACGAUGACGGUCCAGAGGUGAUCGGUGAAAUCGGUGCUUUUGGUGAGACGGAAAAUGAGACGGUUGAGAUUCAAAGAAUUGUGAAGAAACGCCGUAUUAUUAUGCGAAAAACGGUCGAUGGAGAAGAAAUUGAGACAUUGAUAUCUGACGAUGAGCUUGACCGUGAGCAUGAUGCUUCAUUUGCAGAACAGACGACUCUUGUCACCACGCGGAAGGUGAUAAUCACGCAGAACGAAAUGGGUGAAGACGUCGAGACCAUUGUGGAGGAGGAUCAGCCAGCCCCUGAGGGUCUUCAGGAAGGGCCAGAUGCAGACGAUUAUCAAGAGGCUGUCAGAGAGAUUGACUCUGUACCUAGCAAAUGUAUCCCAGAGGUUUCAGACCGUGAUGGGAAAAGCGGACCGGAGGUGAUUUGUCACGAAGAAGACAAUGAUGUUAUUCAAGCGCCGAUAGAGGUCACUACGGUUGAAAGCGAGGUAGAUUUCCAUGCUUUGUUAGGCCCGGCCGACGAUGAACACGAAAAGGCGCUGGAACAGCAAAAGGAACACGUGCGAAUCUGCCAGGAACCUCAUGAUCAUCACCAGGAUGAAGAUGUGACAAUAAGAGUGUCACUGGAAGGGAAGGAAGUUGUCAGUGAGGAAUGCACGGAGAUGAGAAGCGAUGGUAAGGUUCAUGAUGUAAUCAUUCAUGAAGACGAUGAACCAGGUAGUAAUCGCGAUGCUGGUAGGAGGCAUGUUCAAGAUACACAGUCUGUAAAAAUACUGACAAUUCGCUCGAAGCAACAGGCGCAAAUCAAACAUGAAUUGACGGAGGAGCAAAGACAAAUGUUAAACGAAGUUCAGAUGCCUGAAGUCAAGAAUGUUCUCGAUGACUGGGUUCUGGUUAAUUUCACUGCGAAGGAGAUUGCAAAAUUCGCAGAACUGGUUAGAUUCAGGCCUGGGUGGACGGACGACUCGGUUGAGAUGCAGCAAUGUUGCAAGUUGAUGUGAAUCUUGCAUUUCCAGAUUUCUUUCUUAAUAGUUGUCUAGUUGUUAUUUCAUGAGGUGAAAAUUUGCCUUAGCGUUUAGCUUAUUUAUUUCAAGAAUUGAUAUCUCAAGUCGUGACGAAUUUGAUAAUGGAUUUUUUAGUGAUAGUUUGUUUAUUAAAAACUAUUUAGAAUUUACCAACAAUUGGGGGGUUUUCAGGUAGCUUUGGAUCCUAUAUUUUGCAAGGAAAUGCAAAAACCCAGCGUAAGCUGUACAACCCAUUUAAACUUAGAAUAAUCAAAUGCCAUUUCGUUUACAUUUCGCUAUCAAGCCAAGAAACUCGUGCUGAUUCGUGCAAACUUAUGCUCAUUUCAUCGGAGAAUGUACUUGGAGUGAUUUUUUAGAAAUAUCUUUGCAUAUUUGUCACUCUUUUGAUAUAGAAUAUCGUUUUUUGAGGUUGUAUAUGCAGAACAACUUUGGUUAUAUUUUAUCGUAAGGAUGUUUUAUUUAUGGCCUAUUGGCGUUUUUUUCUUAUCAUAUCACUUCAGUUUGUUUUAUAUUUGGGCUAAUUCUCCUUUAUGCUUCGUACCAGUCGGGGUUUCUUACAGAUAGGAAGCGCUUGACAUGUCCAGCUAAAACCUUAGGCCCGAUGUUCUUUCCCCAAUAUGAUUAAUUUCGUUACGUCCAUUCCCUUGUAACCAUCCCCUUCCAUGUGAGCAGUUUUUGUAGACAGCCACUUAGAAGAGAACGUUGUGGUGAACACGUGACACUUCAACAAGCUUUUACUCUACUUGCAAGCACUCACAUGUUUAUCAUGCAUCUGCCAUCCAUGAAAUGAAUAUUACUAUCUUUAUCUAAGCAGCUCUUCUUUAUCACCGUAGGUUUUUCUUCGUCCACAGGACGAUUACUCUGUUCUGUCGGGUAUUCUUACAAUUAAAGCUUUAGAUAAUACCUCUGCGUAACAAGGCCGAUGAAAGCCUUCUCAGAUUAGAAAUUCCUGACCAGACCAGGGUCCCCCCUCUUCGAAAUCGAAUGACCUGGGCUUUACCAUUUCUAAACGUCACCCGCAAGCUGUAAUUUUUGUCCCAAGUUAGUUCCCACUCAAGUUUGGUGCAACAAGGGAUACAGGUUUUGUAAGAGCUAUAAACAAAUUUGCCUAUUUGUACCGGGCCAAGUUUAGCUAGUUAUCCCCGUCUCCUAUUUGACUACAAACGCUGCCAUGAUUGCAAACUUUAACUAUGGCUUGUCAGUCCAAGACAAAUUUCGCUGUCCGCUGUCACAUUUACCUUCUUUCCCUGUGAUAUAAGAAACUCGUUACACAGGGGUGUUAGGUAGGCUUUGAUCAACCUUUAGAAUGCAUUUAGUCACUUAACAGGCAAACGUUGAAUGUUGGAGCGUAGUUUAAUUUUUUUAGGGUUGAAAACCAGUAGAUUUUGUUGAUUCACACAUCACAAUUAAUAAAGACGAGGCUUUUGUAGUUUUGAAAAGUAAUAUUGAAGAUUAUGCUCAGGUGUA
Rhopilema esculentum is the source of this 3349-nucleotide messenger RNA. RefSeq lists its product as uncharacterized. The record is from RefSeq and is a predicted model, not a curated record. NCBI's taxonomy places the organism in Eukaryota, Metazoa, Cnidaria, Scyphozoa, Rhizostomeae, Rhizostomatidae.